AACCAACAACUCAUUAGAAAGAGAGAGAAACAAAGAUCUAGGGGCGACUGUAAGAAAAGAACACAGGACGUUAAUAUCCAGAGAUGGCGAUGAAAAUUAUCAGCAUGGCAGCACUUGUCGCUGUUGUUUUGGCUUCAAACGUGUUGCAGAGCACAUACGCUGCAACUUACACUGUCGGAGACACCGCUGGUUGGACUGUCCCUACCGGGGGUAAUACUGAAUUCUACGAUAACUGGGCUGACAAUAAGAACUUCUUGGUCGGGGAUGUUCUUGUGUUUAACUUUGUUACCGGAGCACAUAAUGUUGAGGAGGUGACUGAAGCUGUUUACGACAGCUGCAACGGUACCAACAAUCCCAUAUCUACACAUAAUACCGGACCGGCAAGAAUUACCCUUAACAGGCUCGGUGAGUACCACUUCAUUUGCAGUGUCCCCGGUCACUGUACCGCCGGACAAAAGCUCAGUGUCGAUGUCCGAAAUGGUCCAAGGACUGCCGCCCCCACGCCCGGUUCAAGCCCCAACGGACCCGGAAUACCUGGAUCAGGCCCCAACGGUUCUCCUAGCUCGGCUUCAUCCCUCGUUGCCGCCGUCUCUCUGGCCAUCAUGUCCAUUGCCUUAGUUUUGCUCUGCUAAUUAUGUUCCACCCUUUUGCCUGUUUUCUUUUUUUAUGUGAUGUUUCAUAUGUCAUAAGUUCAGAGUUCAGACUUUGUACCCAAUACACAGAUACUUUGAUUAGUUUUAUUGUUGUAGUGAUUGUGGAGCGACAUUUUUGUAUGUUUGAAUAAAAAUUUUGAUUCAUUUCUUUC
This is a messenger RNA of Hibiscus syriacus, 805 nucleotides long. RefSeq names its product stellacyanin-like. The transcript has 2 exons. The coding region runs from base 84 to 632 and encodes 182 amino acids. Gene Ontology annotation, cellular component: plasma membrane. The record is from RefSeq and is a predicted model, not a curated record. Gene Ontology annotation, molecular function: electron transfer activity. Lineage: Eukaryota; Viridiplantae; Streptophyta; Magnoliopsida; Malvales; Malvaceae.